Molecule: messenger RNA, 766 nt
Organism: Perognathus longimembris pacificus (Pacific pocket mouse)
Lineage: Eukaryota; Metazoa; Chordata; Mammalia; Rodentia; Heteromyidae
Product: aspartyl/asparaginyl beta-hydroxylase-like
Exons: 1
Coding region: 101-766 (221 amino acids)
Biological process (GO): peptidyl-aspartic acid hydroxylation
Cellular component (GO): endoplasmic reticulum; membrane
Molecular function (GO): peptidyl-aspartic acid 3-dioxygenase activity
Source: RefSeq, a predicted model, not a curated record
UGGCAGUAGCAGCUCCGGCGCUCGGAGAGAGGCGAAGCAUGGAGGACACAAGAACGGGAGGAAAGGAGGACUUUCCGGAAGCUCCUUUUUCACGUGGUUUAUGGUCAUUGCAUUGCUAGGAGUGUGGGCAUCUGUGGCUGUCCUGUGGUUUGAUCUUGUUGAUUAUGAGGAAGUCCUAGGAAUACUAGGAGUCUAUGAUGCUGAUGGUGAUGGAGACUUUGAUGUGGAUGAUGCCAAGGUUCUAUUAGGACUUAAAGAAAGAUCUGCUUCUGAGCCAACAUUCCCACCGGAGGAGGCUGAGCCACACGAUGAGCCCGAGGUCCAGGCUCCCGGGGGCUCAGAACCCCAGAAUAUUGAAGAUGAAAUAAAAGAACAGAUUCAGUCUCUUCCCCAUGAAACAGUACACACAGAACAUGAAGACCUGCAGCUAGAUGCAGAUGGACUAGCAGGAGAACCGCCGCCCGAGGAUGAGGAUGUCCUUCCAGCAGCUGAUGUCACUGAGAGAGGGCAGACCCUGGAACCUGGGACAUUGUAUGAAGAAAUUCAGGAUAAGUUCUCUGUAGAGGAGACAGUUUUACAGGACCGUCAUCAGGAUAUGGAAGAGAGGAUGCAUAACCAGGAAAUCCCAGAUCUCAGUGAACCAGUGGUAGAGGAUGACAGACUUUCCCCCACCGCAGAUGAUGUACCAUACCAAGAUGAAUCAGCACAUGAGCCUUCAGAAAGUGAAAAGAUAGAAAUUUCAGAUAAUGCUGUAGAAGAUUCAUAG